Molecule: messenger RNA, 1179 nt
Organism: Coniosporium apollinis CBS 100218
Lineage: Eukaryota; Fungi; Ascomycota; Dothideomycetes
Exons: 5
Coding region: 1-1179 (392 amino acids)
Source: RefSeq, a predicted model, not a curated record
AUGAGCUGUGAGGAGAAGCGGUAUCGCUCAAUGCAGGAGCAUAUCCGCAGAGCGCACCCUGAACACUACAUAUCGAAGCUUCCGGCGACAGAGGAGAGCUUCCUUAUGAUGGUGAACACCCCGCCGUCCGAACGACCGCCGCCGCCUCCACCACAACCGCCACGCACAUCCGCAGGACCGUCGGACCCCAUUUUCGGCGAGAACUUCGAUUCUACCAGGUCGUCAGACGAGUUUCGGCGCGGGUCGCUGAUACCAGCCGCGAACGCGGCAGCAGCGCUGGCACAGUUGCACAGUCACCGUGCGGACUUCUCGUGGGAUCCUGAGCAGGAUCUCCUGUCCGAGAACGACUCCAAGCCCAACCGGCUGCGAGCCCACUUCGCGCCGACCGAGUUCGACCAGCAAACAUUCUUCGACGAUGCCUACCCCGUUCCGAAUGCAUACUUAGGCCGAGAACUGCACCCUUCAGCGCUGGCGCGGUCACCGCCCGGUCGUUCCUCAACGCUUCCCCCCGGCAUGCGCGCAGUCAAACCAAACCGCCCACGCAAACCGUCUGUCACACAGAACGCGCUGAAGCCAAAGCACGAGCGGACAAAGUCGAAAGAGCACAAGCGGAGGAUGAGUUAUGACAGGAAGGCACAGUCUGCGGAGCCAUCGCUGGCCGCAGCGAAGCUAGGAUCUCGGUGGGAAGAUCUGAUCGACGCUGCAGCAUCGGCCACGGAAGCGGACAGUCGGGAUCUCACGCCGGUCCCGGCUUCACCGCACAUGUUCAGCCGAUCCUCUCUUCCGCCCGGCGUCGCGUCUCAGUUCCAGCUGUAUCAAGCGUCGCCGCUGCAGAACUCGUUGACCCCUCCGCCGCCGGACCACGCGGACCUGCAUCCGUUUCCCUCCGUGGAGUCGUCGAUCGAGUCGGCCCAGUCGGGCCAGAAUUUCCACAUCGCCUCUCAGGGCCUCUCGGACUCGUCCCCAACCUAUCAGCACCAGGUGCAGAUUUACUGCGCCGGAUGUCACAAGCUGUCGCUGCUCAAGGCAAGCUAUGCUUGUACCGAGUGCAUCUGCGGCAUCUGUCAGGAGUGCGUGGAUGUGCUUGUUGGCGAGCAGGCGCGUGGUAGGAUAGCGAGGUGUCCUAGAUGUGGGUCUAUUGGGGGGAAGUUCAAGCCUUUCCAGCUGGACAUCAGAUGA